AUGGAAGACGUUACCGCUGCCCCUGUGGCUAUAGUCACCGGAUCUGCGUCGGGAAUUGGCCUUGCGGCCGCGAAGUUCCUGGUUGGCCGUGGCUACCGGGUCAUGAUGGCAGACUGGGACUACGACAGGGUUGUGACAGAAUCCGCUGGCAUUGGUCCUAGCACGGCGGCAAUCAAAUGCGAUGUCUCUUCGUGGGAGAGCCAGCUAGAGGCCUUCGAGAGGACGAUUGAGUUAUGGGGCAGGGUGGAUGUCGUGGCUGCUAAUGCUGGAAUUCCUGAGCAAGUCCCACUGCUCUUCGAGACCGGCUCUACACCUACAAAACCUAACACUAUCGUUGUUGAUGUCGACUUGACAGGUGCUCUCUACAGCGUGAGCCUUGCGAUUUACUUUUUCCGAAGGAACGGGGGCCGUGGGGGAAAGAUCAUUAUCACCUCUAGCCAAGUUGGCAUUCACCCUUUCCCUACCGGACCAAUUUACGGUGCCGCAAAAGCUGGGACUAUUCACCUGGUCAGGUCCAUGGCUCCUAAGCUGGCACAGGAGAAGAUAUACCUGAAUACAUUCGCCCCUGGGCUGACCAUAUCGGCAAUUACCGCCGUUGGGGAGAGCGUUUACCCCAAACACAUCAUCACACCCAUGGAAAAUCACAUGAAGGCUAUUGGUGAGUUUAUUGAUAAGGAUAUAUUUGGAUACGUGUAUGAAGUCGAUGCUGGUGGCCUUCACCAUCGCAAAGAUCCGGAGUAUUUGAGUCCAGAACAUCAGACAUGGCUGGGAGCUCCUGAAACGCAAGAAAUGUGGAAAAAGGCAGGGACCUUGGGCUCAGCCAACCUGAGCGUGUGA
Neoarthrinium moseri is the source of this 837-nucleotide messenger RNA. RefSeq lists its product as uncharacterized. The transcript is spliced from 2 exons. Gene Ontology annotation, molecular function: oxidoreductase activity, acting on the CH-OH group of donors, NAD or NADP as acceptor. Bases 1 to 837 code for a protein of 278 amino acids. The record is from RefSeq and is a predicted model, not a curated record. Gene Ontology annotation, cellular component: cytoplasm. NCBI's taxonomy places the organism in Eukaryota, Fungi, Ascomycota, Sordariomycetes, Amphisphaeriales, Apiosporaceae.